GGGAGUAAACACUCUGGAAUUAAUGGAGAAAAAAAUAAGAUAAUUCUGGAGGAUCAGAUAUGCAGGGUCAAGAAACUCGACCAGCACCUUCACUCAAAAAGGACAAACACCCCCAGUGCACAUGAUACCUACAGCUAUAUGGAUGAAUAUGAAUCUACAAACAUCAGCUAUGUCAUGUUGAGAUCAUAAACUUGUUGACAGAUAAAGAAGGUGAAAAUAAUACAAAGCACCAUGAUGAUCGUGACUACUUCAGGAAUCUCAGUUCCUCCCCGAAUGGCUCCAGACAACGACAGCGAGGAAGAUCCUUCUCCCGUUCCACACUAUAACUUCAACAACAGCAACAACAAUAAAGAACAAGAAAAAAGGAAGAAAGUAAAAAAGGAUAAAAACGAGAAAAAAGAAAAGAAAGAAAGGAAAAAAAAGAAGGAGAAGGAGCAGGAAAAUGAAAAAGAAAAGGAGAAAGAAAAAGAGAAGGACAAGGAGAAGGAGAAAAAAGAUGUGCCGAAAGAGGUGUUUGUGAUUAACCCAGCCAGUAACCUGUAUUACCAGUGGCUCCUUCUCAUCACUUUGCCUGUCAUGUACAACUGGACCAUGAUCAUUGCAAGAGCCUGCUUUGAAGAACUGCAGCAUGAAUAUCUGUUCACUUGGUUCUUUUUUGACUACAUCUCUGAUCUCCUUUACCUGGCAGACAUGGCCUUUAGAACAAGGACUGGCUACCUUGAGCAGGGUUUGCUUGUUAAAGAUCAGAAACUUCUCAUCAAGCACUACAAGGACAGCACUCAGUUUCGGCUAGAUGUCAUCUCAAUGAUACCUACCGAUGUGCUGUAUUUCAUCCUUGGACUGGACUACCCCGAGAUCCGCAUCAACAAGCUGCUACGCAUCAACCGCAUGUUUGAAUUCUUUGACCGCUCACAGACCAUGACCAACUAUCCCAACAUUUUCCGCAUCUGCACCUUGGUCAUGUAUAUCAUCAUUAUCAUUCACUGGAAUGCCUGCCUCUACUUUUCCUUUUCUAAAGCUAUUGGUUUUGGUUCAGAUCCCUGGGUCUACCCAGCACUCACUGAGCCUGAGUUUGGGGACUUGUUAAGAAAGUACUCUUUCAGCCUUUACUGGUCCACACUGACUCUCACCACCAUUGGGGAAACACCAUCUCCUGAGCUUGACUCUGAGUUUCUCUUUCAUGUUGUAGACUUUCUGGUUGGUGUCCUAAUCUUUGCUACUAUUGUUGGAAAUAUUGCCACAAUGAUCUCCAACAUGAAUGCGGCCCAAGCCCAAUUUCAGGCACGGAUAGACAGCAUCAAGCAGUACAUGCAAGUGCGGCAUGUCAGCAAGGAUCUGGAAAAGCGAGUCAUCAAGUGGUUUGACUAUUUGUGGACAAAUAAGAAAGCACAGGAUGAAAGGGAAGUACUUCGGUACCUGCCGGACAAGCUGCGAGCAGAGAUUGGUAUGAACGUUCACCUAGAUACAUUGAAGAAGGUGAGGAUCUUUGCAGACUGUGAAGCAGGUCUGCUAAUUGAGCUCAUUCUUAAAUUAAGACCUCAAGUGUUUAGCCCUGGUGAUUAUAUCUGCCGCAAGGGUGAUAUUGGCCGGGAGAUGUACAUCAUCAAGGAGGGAAAACUGGCCGUGGUGGCUGAUGAUGGUGUCACACAGUUUUGUGUUCUGGGUGAUGGAAGCUAUUUUGGGGAGAUCAGCAUCCUGAACAUCAAAGGCAGCAAAGCAGGAAACCGCAGGACGGCUAACAUCCGCAGCAUUGGAUACUCAGACAUCUUCUGCUUGUCCAAAGAUGACUUAAUGGAAGCACUGACUGAGUACCCUGAUGCCAAAAACAUGCUGGAGGAAAAGGGGAGGCAGAUCCUUAUGAAAGAUGGCUUAAUUGAAACAGACCCAGCGAACCUGAAGCCGGAUCAGAAGGACCUUGAGGACAGAGUGAACCGAAUUUACAACACCAUGGUGCUGAUGCAGGCCAAGAUAAAGAAACUGCUAGCAGAUUAUGAGGAAACUGAGAAACAGCUGAAAGAGCGCAUUGUUCAGAUAGAACGCUAUACUGGGGAGGAUGUGGAAGAGGAUGAAGAUGGAGAGAAGGAAGUGAAAGAAGAGGCUUCACCAGAGAAAGUCAAGGAGGAGAAAAAAGAGGGGGAUGAGUAGUAAAGAGGUCUAAGGUCUUAAGGUCUUUUUUUUCCCUGAUUUCCUAAUUUAGUCAUGUCCAAUUCCUCCUCAUCACCAGGGGGCUCCCACAUUAAGGCUACUACUACCACUCAGUCAGUAGGGUCAAAGACUGUCACGUGUUUGCUCCAAACCACAUGACGCCAGCCAACCGCAUUUUUUCAAACUGCUCGCUCAUGCACCAUUGGGGGCAGUGUAACACACUUCAGCAUAAAGACAGCUCUAUUUGCUCCUUCCACUUGCCGUGAUUAUUGUAAUAGCACUAAGUACCUCUUAUCUCUUCCCGCUGAGAGAGCUCGGCCAAUCAGCUCUCCCUAGACCCCCAGCUGCGAGAGGUUACAGCAUCACCCGAGAAGUGAACUCGCAAUCUCUGGAUGAUAGGGCGAGCAAUUUACCACUGCGCCACUCGGAGGCCAUGAGUUUAAGUUCUUUAUUAUCUUAAGCCAAAAUUUUGUCUAUCAAAAAGAGUUUCAAGUAGAAAUCUGUUAUAAUGAUACAGUAUCCCAUCAAACCCUAAAGGAACACAUGAAGAACAUUUGCUAAGAAUGUAAUAAUGCAAAAGGGUCAUUCAAGUCAAAUUGAAUUGUGCAGGUUUUGAUGGUACAGAAAUACAGACCAUACAGUAGUUGUAGAUUGUAGAACGUCUUGGGUUACUUUGCUGUAAACCUGUUUCCUUGAAAAAGCGGGAACAAGAUGCUGUGUGAAAACUCUAUGGGGAACAUAUUUUUGUGUUACCGGUUGUGAAGCAUGUGUGUAUCAAACACGCCAAACUUGUCCUGUGCCCAAAGCAGUACCUGGUGCGCUAGCUUGUUCUAGCGGCGCGAGCACAGUCCACCCUGGCGAUUAUGUACGAGACUACCGUAGUGUUGUACACCCGCACUAGGACAUGGUAGUCUUUAAACUGCUGGAGGAAGUGUUUCAAGGCCAGAAGCUCCCUUCGGCUGGGUGGCCAUCUAAGACCGCAGCCCAGCCUGUUAGCGUCUUGCCAGAAGUCAGAAGGGUGCGAAGUCCCUGGCGCGUAACUUUUAUUUGCCUCCGGGGAUUGGUCCUUGAGUGAAAUCCCCUGGCUUUUAGCCAAAACUGAAAUGAUCUCAUGUGCAGAAGGCCCAAAGGUAUCGCUGUGGACGCAGCUGCCAUGAGACCUAAAAAUCUCUGAAAGAGAUGAACAGUCACUUUCUGGCCUAGCUUAAUUUCCUCCAGGGUGUUGAAAAUAGAUUCGGCACACGCAGGAAACAGCUGUGCCCGCAUUGCGAUCAAAUCCCAUGUAACACCCGAAUAUGUUGUGUUCUGAGCAGAGAACGAGAAUGCUUUUUUUGUGGCGUUGAGUCUCAAUCCUAAAGAAUCAAGAUGAGCUAGGACAACAUGCCAAUGUCAAAGCGCUAGCUUCUGAGACUGAGCCAGAAUCAGCCAGUCGUCUAUGUAAUUCAAAAUACAGAUGCCCUGGAGUCGCGUUUUGUAUAUGUGCGGGUGACAGAGCUAAGCCAAAUAGAAGGACCUGAUUCUGGUAAGCUUUGCCCGCAAAAGUAAACCUCAGGAACUUACUGUGAACUCCCAAUAUUUAUAUUUAGACCACCCCCCCGUCUUUCUUGAAAUGAAAAAAAAAAUGACUGUAGCAGCCUGACUCUCUGACUGGCAGGGGAACAUCUUCUAUUAUCCCUUUCCCCAGCAAAGUCUGCAAUUCCAGAGUCAGCAGAUUCGCCCGGUUUCACGGAAGUGGAGACCACGCUGAUGUGCAACUGAAUCCUGUAGUUCCCCUCUGUACAGUCCUUAGUACCCAAGGAGAUAUACCUGGCAGUAGCUUCAAUGCUGACAGUUUUCUGGUGCCAAGUUUUGGCACUUCAGCUAGAUGGGGGUAGGUGUUAAAUGUUCGGCAUCCUAAAACUUGUCAGGAAGUGACCGAACAACUAACAUCUUGUUGGAGACAAGGCUGGAAGGUGAGAUGGGGGCAUCAAGGAGGAACGCACGAUCCUUAUCCUUGAUGCCCGUGAGGCUUAGCCACGUAGAUGUCUCUUCGUGGACACCAUUGCAGCCAUAAAGCGGCCGAUAGCACGGGCAAUCUGCUUGGUUGCACGGAGAGACAUAUCUGUGGCUCAACAUAGCUACAAAUGCCCUAUCAUCAAUAGCCCCACCAGUGCUCAAGUCUUUCAGCAGGCCCCUUUGCCUGAAAGUUUUUCCCCACCAGGAAAGAUGUCAGUCUACAUGGCUUAGUGGGGAGUGUGGGCUUUUUCAGGGAGGAUGAUGUUCCAGGAGAGAAAUAGCCCACAAAUAUCUGUUCUAUCCGGGGUAUCAUCAUAUAACCCAGCGCCUUUGCAUUAACAAUAUUUAAAUAAAUUGAUGGCAUAAAGAACACGGAAUGAAUAGGUCGCCAUGGAGGUCGUUAUAUAGUCCGUCAUGGAGGUCGCCAAAGAAAGGGAGAGAGAGAGCGUCGUUGAGGCCUCGCCCCCCGGCUGCCCAACAGAAACCUGUCGCCAAAUUUUUAGCGCUUAGGGGAAUCCGGCUUCUGCAGGCAGUCACUAUCAAACUCGCCAUAUCGGUGAGUUAACACUUUUAAACUCACUUGCAUACACACAUGCUUCACAACAGGUAACACAAACAGAUGUUCCCCAUAGCGUUUUCACGCAGCAUCGAGUGUAGCUUUUAAAAGGUAACUUCCUUUAUUCUAUAUAUAAUCCCCUGCUACACUUGUGUCCUUUUCCCAGUGGUUGCUUAGCUUCUAUUAAUGUACUGUAGAAAGAUUCCUGAGUACGCCAAAGCUAUGAUUUGACUACCUUUUUCACGUGUAAAACUCUGAACUCCUUUAAUGACCCAACCAUGUGGGAAUAAAUGACUUGGAGAGAGGUCAGGGCUGUACGAGGGAUGGGGCAAUAACUCCCAGCCAAGUUCCUGUAAUGUGAAGUGGUGUUGGUGACUGAUUGUGUGUACAGUUCCUACAGACAGAUGCAUCUUUUCCAACAACAGUGGGCUCACUUCCCACAUGAAAGUACAGCCUGCUUUAAAAUGUUUGUAUCAUUCAUACAUUUUACCGCAGCUAAGAGUCCCAAUAUACUGUACUUAAAGUAUUCUGUAAAUGUCAAUUGCUUUUAUAUUUUUAUUCUCCAUUACAAAUUUAACAAAAAGUCCUAGUUUGACUUGAACACCACUUAUAAUAUUGUUUUGUUAUGUACGAUCCUCAUGUGUUAAAUUUUCUGUAAUUCUCCAAAUGCAUAAAUUGAUGUCUGGGACGUGUAACAAACAUUGAAUCAUUGAUGGUAAUAAAUUGUC
This is a messenger RNA of Clarias gariepinus (North African catfish), 5424 nucleotides long. RefSeq names its product cyclic nucleotide gated channel subunit alpha 1a (gene cnga1a). Gene Ontology annotation, biological process: monoatomic cation transmembrane transport. Gene Ontology annotation, cellular component: intracellular cyclic nucleotide activated cation channel complex; plasma membrane. Bases 232 to 2145 code for a protein of 637 amino acids. NCBI's taxonomy places the organism in Eukaryota, Metazoa, Chordata, Actinopteri, Siluriformes, Clariidae. The record is from RefSeq and is a predicted model, not a curated record. The transcript has 8 exons. Gene Ontology annotation, molecular function: intracellularly cGMP-activated cation channel activity; cGMP binding; intracellularly cAMP-activated cation channel activity.